Molecule: messenger RNA, 381 nt
Organism: Penicillium macrosclerotiorum
Lineage: Eukaryota; Fungi; Ascomycota; Eurotiomycetes; Eurotiales; Aspergillaceae
Product: Tim10/DDP family zinc finger protein
Exons: 2
Coding region: 1-381 (126 amino acids)
Biological process (GO): protein insertion into mitochondrial inner membrane
Cellular component (GO): mitochondrial inner membrane
Source: RefSeq, a predicted model, not a curated record
AUGUCGUUCCUCUUCGGUGGUCAGCCCAAGAUGUCCUCGGAGCAGAAGAUCGCUGCUGCCGAGACUGAGGUCGAGAUGAUUUCCGACAUGUUCACUCGAAGAGUUCAGGGAUUUACACUUGAUUCAACAUAUCCUGUGGUGCCCUCCCCAUUCGUUUGCGAGGGCCAUGUCUUUACUGAUGCGAAGGCGCGUACCAGCUUGACCGAGUCCUGCAGCAAGAAGUGCAUCCCGACCGAUUACCGUGAGGGUGACCUCAACAAGGGCGAGUCUGUCUGCCUUGACCGCUGCGUCUCCAAGUUCUUCGACGUCAACAUCAAGGUCAGCGAGAAGAUGCAGCAAGGUGCCGGCCAGCAAGGUGGCGGCAUGGGUUUGAGCAUGUAA